AUGCUAGCGUUGGAGCAUUCUCGUCACAAGCAAUCCUAUCUCCCGCAGCUGUCGAUGGAUCCCUCGAUGCAUGAUCCUUUUGGUCCGCUGUAUAUCGACAGCUACAGCCCCCUUGGUUCUUACAACUUAUUCCCAGCGAGCUCGACUUCGUUCUCAGACGCACCCUCGUUCCUGAUCGAGGCGCCCCAUCACCCCUACAACAACAACAACAGCAGCAGCAACAGCGCCAAAUACGAGCCCUAUGCACAUCACCAUUGCGCUUCUCCCACAAUAGUUUCAAUCCAAGCUUCAGAUUUCAAAGCUUCUACCACAAGCUCCUCCGCAUCUGGCCCAUCAUUGCCAAGCACUUCUUCAUCCACCAUAGGCUCCCCCUACCAGGAGAGCUGGAUCGACAUGAACAGCUCUUCCGGAUUGGGGCCUGCCACCGUCGGCAGCGAUGGCUAUCCGCAAGAAUAUGUAGGUGCCGCAAUGGACGCUAACAUGAUGUUUGCGCCUGAGAAGCUCCCGGAUAGUUUUGUGGGUGAGUACCGAAAUGUUUUUCCUUAUUCUGCUCCGUCGCAUACGCGUAUCUUGCCUGUAAAAGCCGUUUUGUUUGCAAAACCCUCUACCGUAUUUUCACCUUCUCCAGCGCUGUGUAGCUCUGGAGGUGCAGUUUCUUGUUCUCUUGUUUCUACUUCGCGACACACAGAUGUUGCAGCUUCAUCAGGCAAUACUCAACAACACAUGCUAUCUAUGUCUCCCCCCUCGAGCACUGUGCCUCUGAAGGGAAGGAGAUCGCGCAUGGAUUCAAGCAGCAGGACUAGCAGACGCCCGGGUGCGCUGGACGCUCCCAUAACCCGAUCGCUGAGCGGCGAGUAUUCUCCGUCUUUGUAUUCUCCAGGCCUGCUCAGGAGCAGAAAACGGUCUUUGACCCAAGCCUCAGACCUGGCUUCUGCUGUUCAUGCGAGAAAAAUGUCAACUGCAGAAUCCAGUGUGAAAUGUCGAGAUAGCCUUCCUUCAAGGAGCCCGCAGUCUCCUCUCAGAAGCUCCAUAUAUAGAGAGCGUUUUGAGAAUUGUUUCCUUAAUCAGAGUAGCGGUAAUUUUGUGCCGCCUCCUGAGUCAUCUUAUCCGUCUUUGAUCAACCCACCUAUGCAACAACAAAGCAGCUACCCGCCCCCGACCGUGUCAUACGCAGAGGAAUCCCAGUAUGCCUUUGCACAAUCACCCGCCUUCAUGCCAGCAUCUCCUGCCGCAUCUCCCUUACCCCAACCCCAAACGCUGCACCACCCACAUCACCCUCACUCAGCUCUCCCCUCUCCAUUCCUCAACCAAUCUGUAUUCCCCUCUCGCCCAGUGUCCUUUACCGGACGAAGAUCAUCAAUAUCUUCCGAGAAUUCGCGCCGUUCACGCCACAGUCCCCUGGUGGGAAGUGUCGACUACGAAGAAGAAGGAAAGGAAAAAGGCCGUUGCCCUCAUCCUGACUGCCGGCGCCUAUUUAAAGACCUGAAGGCACACAUGCUUACCCAUCAAUCGGAGAGACCGGAGAAGUGUCCGAUCUUGACAUGCGAAUACCAUCUAAAGGGCUUUGCCCGAAAAUAUGACAAGAAUCGGCAUACAUUAACACAUUACAAAGGCACCAUGGUGUGCGGAUUCUGCCCCGGUUCUGGCUCUGCUGCAGAGAAGAGCUUCAACCGGGCUGACGUGUUUAAGCGACAUCUUACCUCUGUGCACGGUGUUGAACAAACCGCGCCAAACAGCCGCAAGAAGUCACCGCCAACAGCAAAUCGAAAGGCCUCAUCUUUCUGUAAUGACGCGACCGGUAAAUGCUCAACGUGCUCCUCGACGUUCAACAACGCUCAGGAAUUUUACGAGCAUCUGGAUGACUGCGUUCUGCGCGUCGUCCAGCAGGAGGAGCCCAGCGAAGCCAUCAACCUCAAGCGACUCACCGAGGUAGCCUCCGAUGAUGCCGUGCGACAAACCAUGGAGAAGCACAUGCUUAUCGACACUGGCAAUGACUUAAUGACCAAAAAUAAUAAUAACCCAGCGGAUGAAAAUGAUGACGACCUUGACGACUCUAAUGACUCUAACAAUAUGAACACCAAAUACAACUCUGCGGGCCAGGGCUCUCGAAAACCCCCCUCCUCCCCAUCCCACUCUUCCAACCCAUCAUCCGCCUCCAAUACCCUCCAAAAAUCCACCACCACCACCACCACCACACCAUCAGGCAUCUCCAAAACCCGCCCCACCGUCUCCCGUCGCCGCAACAACCGCAACAAUUACCCCCCAUCCUGGGGCUGUCCAACCAACAAAAUGAAAAUGAAAAAGCGCGUGCUGUGUCUGUACGACGGCCAGCACCGCCUCUGGAAGGACGAGAUGAUGCUCGACAACGAGUUUGAGGUCCGUCUAAAACUUCUCGGAGGCGUUGGUGCAAAUGGCGCUGGUAGCUCGUUGACACCAGGCCGUGAUGCGUAUGUGACGGAUUUGGAUGUGGAGACGCUUAAGAGGGCGGAGGGGGUGCAUGGGGCUACGGAGGAGGAGAGGGGGGUGUCGUGGGAUGCGGAGUGUCUUCCUCUUGGUUCAGCUGGAUUGAUGGGGCCUGCAGCCGUGCCUGUGUUGGGCAAUGGGCAGGAUGGUGGGUUGGUUGAUGAUGUUAAUAUCGAGGAGUUGAUGGCAUGA
Messenger RNA from Paracoccidioides brasiliensis Pb18, 2655 nucleotides. RefSeq lists its product as uncharacterized. Bases 1 to 2655 code for a protein of 884 amino acids. The record is from RefSeq and is a predicted model, not a curated record. The transcript has 2 exons.